AUGGCAUCUGUUCCUGCUUUGUCGGCCUUGAAUGGCCCGACAUAUGUCACAGCCCAGACGCUGAUCCAGCAAGUCGCAUACUUGCUGAGCGACAAGAUCUUCUCCUACUCACCGGAGAGUUUCAAUUUGGAUGCUGCCCUCAAGGAGUGGACUUCCAAGAACGAGACCAACGCCAAUGGCGAGUCUCCUGCCGUCAAGACCCUCGAAACUCGCCAGGGUGCCGGCAACAUGGCCCUCGGCUACCUCUUCUCGCAGGACUUUGAUCUGAAGAAGCGCCACGUUCCCCAAGGAAUUGUUGCUUCUUCGGCCACCCUCCCCUAUAUGCGCGCAGCCCUUGAGCAACUCUCUUUACUCUACUCUGUCGCCAGCCCUGUUGCCGCGCAUGUCGCCGCCGUCGACUAUGCCAGCGAGGGCCUCGUCUCCGACUAUGCCUCUGCCCUCGCUUUGGCCGAGGAGCUCGGACUUGGUCUCGUUUCCAGCGGCUCUGCCCACGAGUCCCAGCACAUGGCUCUCUUUACAACUCUGCUCUCCUCAAUCCUUCCCUCCGUCCACAUCUAUGACGGUGUCCGCGUUGGCCGUGAGACCACCCGUGUGAUCGACGUUCUCGACAAGGAGGGCUUGACUCGCACUUACGAGUCUGUUCGCAAGACCCUCGAUGAGUCUCGCACCCGUCACCUUGAUUCCCAGGGCAAGGUCCUUGAUCUCCUCAAGACCCUGAACGGCGAGCUCGGAACUGACUACGGUGCCUUUGAGUACCACGGUCACGCCGAGCCCGCCUCCGUCCUGGUUGCCUUCGGUACUGUUGAGGCUGCCCUGACUGCUCAGGUUGCCCGCUCUCUGGCCAAGGACGGUGUUCGUGUCGGUGUUGUCAACGUCCGUGUCUACCGUCCCUUCAUUGAAGAGGAGUUCCUGCGCGUCCUCCCCCAGUCCACCACGACUGUCGGCAUUCUUGGACAGGUUGCUUCUGAGCAGGCCGUUCAGGAAGAGGGCGUCCACUCCGCCCUCUAUGAGGAUGUCCUUGCUGCUUUGACCUUUGCCACUGGUCGUGAGCAGGCAUCCUCCUGUGUCGAGAUUAAGUACCCUCGCUCUCAGCGCUGGGACCUUGUCUCGACAGCUGCUGCUUUCCAAUUCAUCUCCGACAAGCCAAUUAUCAGCGAGACUAACCAGACUGCUCCUCUGCAGCUGCUCGACCCCACCUCCGUCCAGGAGUACACUUUCUGGGACGUCGAUAGCUCCGUCACCAGUGAGGCUGCCUACACUCUUGGCCAGGCUCUUGGUGCCGACUCGGCAAGCAACGUCACCACCAGCAAGGUCCACGACAACCUUGUUCAGGGUGGUGCCGUCCGCAUUGAUAUCCGCAAGAGCGCCAAGAUUGUGGACGCACCUUACGCUGUCACUGCUGCUGAUGUUUCCUACGUCGGCAGCAUCGCCCUGCUCAAGGACGUUGAUGUUCUGGCCUCCGUCAAGGACAACGGCAAGAUCAUUGUCAACGCGCCGGGUGUCAAGGAUGAGGAUCUUGAGAAGAAGCUGCCAGCCACCUUCAAGCAGGGUGUUGCCCAACGCGCAAUCUCCGUCUUCAUUGUCGACCCAUCUAUUGUCGACGACUCCUCCCUAGAUGCUCUUGUUCUCCAGGCCUCCUUUGUGCGUGUUGCUCUGCCUUCCCAAGAGAGUGUUGCCACCAGGAAGUUGUCCGCCAUUACCGGCAACGCCGAGUCUCUGGACAACGUGACCAAGGAACUCGAGAAGGUUCUGCGCCAGAUUGAGGUUCCCGAAACCUGGAAGGAGCCCGAGGGAAUCAGCGAGGCCAUCCAGCUCCCCAAGGACAUCUCCUCCAACAGCUUUGUUUCGUUCGACAAGAACGAGGCCGAGCCCCCAACCCUGCUCAAGGACUGGGAGACUGCUGCCCGUGGCCUGGCCUUCAAGGAGGCCUAUGGCACCAAGGAUGCCCUCCGUCCUGACUUGGCAACCAAGACCUUCACCGUUCACGUCAAGGAGAACCGUCGCUUGACGCCCGUCACCUACGACCGUAAUAUCUUCCACAUCGAGUUCGACCUCGGCAACACCGGCCUGAAGUAUGACAUCGGUGAGGCUCUUGGUGUUCACGCCGAGAACGACCCAGAGGAUAUCACCAAGUUCAUCGAAUUCUACGGAUUGAACCCCGACGCCGUUGUUGAGGUUCCCAGCCGCGAGGACCCUGCCGUCCUGGAGAACCGCACUGUCUACCAGGCUCUGAUCCAGAACGUCGACAUCUAUGGUCGCCCUCCCAAGCGCUUCUACGAGGCCCUUGCCGAAUUCGCCACUGACGAGAAGGAGAAGAAGGACCUCCAAAUGCUGGGCGGUCCCGACGGUGCCGCCGAGUUCAAGCGCCGCGCCGAAGUUGACACCAUCACCUUCGCCGACGUCCUGCUCGAGUACCCUUCCGCUCACCCCGAGUUCCACGAGAUCGUCCGCAUUGUCGGUCCCCUGAAGCGUCGCGAGUACUCCAUCGCCUCGUGCCAGAAGGUCACCCCGACCACCGUCGCCCUGAUGAUCGUCGCCGUGAACUGGACUGACCCCAACGGCCGCGACCGCUUUGGUCUGGCCACCCGCUACCUCAGCCGCCUCCGAGCCGGUUCCCCCAUCACCGUCAGCGUCAAGUCUAGUGUUAUGAAGCUGCCCCCCAAGUCCACCCAGCCCCUCAUCAUGGCCGGUCUGGGUACUGGUCUUGCUCCUUUCCGCGCCUUCGUCCAGCACCGCGCUCUCGAGAAGGCCCAGGGCAAGGAGAUUGGCUCCGUUCUGCUGUACAUGGGCUCCCGUCACCAGCGCGAGGAGUACUGCUACGGUGAGGAGUGGGAGGCUUACCAGGAGGCUGGUGUCAUCACUCUCCUCGGUGCUGCCUUCUCUCGUGAUCAGCCUGAGAAGAUCUAUAUUCAGGACCGUAUGCGCCAGUCUCUCCCUGAGAUUAUCCGGGCUUACAUCCGCGAGGAGGGUGCGUUCUAUCUGUGUGGUCCCACCUGGCCCGUGCCCGACGUCACCGCUGUUCUUGAGGAAGCUAUUGCCACCGAGGCUAAGCUCACCGGCAAGAAGGUCGACACUCGCAAGGAGAUUGAGAAGUUGAAGGAUGAGGAGCGCUAUGUUCUGGAAGUCUACUAG
This is a messenger RNA of Penicillium antarcticum, 3132 nucleotides long. Its product is annotated as sulfite reductase subunit alpha. Gene Ontology annotation, cellular component: cytosol. The coding region runs from base 1 to 3132 and encodes 1043 amino acids. The transcript has a single exon. NCBI's taxonomy places the organism in Eukaryota, Fungi, Ascomycota, Eurotiomycetes, Eurotiales, Aspergillaceae. The record is from RefSeq and is a predicted model, not a curated record. Gene Ontology annotation, molecular function: FMN binding; flavin adenine dinucleotide binding; sulfite reductase (NADPH) activity.